Molecule: messenger RNA, 2911 nt
Organism: Cajanus cajan (pigeon pea)
Lineage: Eukaryota; Viridiplantae; Streptophyta; Magnoliopsida; Fabales; Fabaceae
Source: RefSeq, a predicted model, not a curated record
AGAGAGGGGCAAUGUGUGAGUGGGUGGUGGGGGGUGAAGAGAGAGAAAGUGGGAGAAGAAACAAAACAAUCCCAAGAUUGCAACAACAGGAUGAAGUUGAAGGUGGUCGGAGAGAGGUUCCUCUGAGGCACCAAUUCUCCCUUCUGCCUUUUUCUCAUUCUCUCUCUCAGUUUACCACCCCACCAUUUUCCAUUGCAUUGCGUCAUCACACAUUGUUCAUUCUUCCAUCAAAGGGGCUUCUUUUCCUGCACCCCUUCCUCCCAUCUGCAUGCCCCAGCCCUCAUUGCUGGGAGGCAUUCGAGAGGGAGAUGUUGAGCAAAGGGUUGCAACGAAGAUAUUGCUGAACAAAAUGAGGGACCCUGAUGUGAUCUUCGGACCCAAGAGCUUCAAUUGUUUUUGCUUUCCCUUGUAAUGCACAGGAGAUAAAACAGAUAUUGUCUCGACCAAUUUGGCAUUGCCCUCGCAUAGUUAUGGGAAUCAUAUGGGGGCUCUUUGGAUUGUGGCUCAGAGUUUUUGUUGGAUUGAUUUCUCUAUGCGGAACUCAACAGUGUUGCUCUCUGAACGAUGAAGGUUUAGCGUUGUUGGAAUUUCGGGUAAGAAUAAAUUCUGAUCCUUUUGGUGCUCUGGCAAAUUGGAAUCCAAAUGAUUGCAACCCUUGCAAGUGGUUUGGUGUUCGUUGUGUUGAUGAUAAAGUGCAAAUGCUGGUCCUAACCAAUCUAUCUUUGGAAGGGACGUUGGCUCCUGAGCUUGGGAAACUUAGUCAUCUAAAAUCCAUUGUAUUAUGCAAGAACGGUUUUUCUGGUACUAUUCCCAAAGAACUUGGAGAUCUAGACAAGCUGGAGUUUUUGGAUUUAAGGGAGAAUAACUUGUCUGGAAGUAUCCCAGCAGGAAUGGAUAGAAUGUUGUUGUCAAAACAAUUGUUGAUUUGUGACAAUAAAAUUGAAGGCAGUGAUUCUCUAGAACCCAGAUUCUCUAAUAACAAUUGUUCUACUCCUUUGUCAACUUUGUCUCGUGGCAAAAAGAGAAAGUUUUCACGCCGUAUACAAUUAUUAGACCAACAACAAGAAGAACUACAACAUGGCAUGACAAGUAUGUGGUGUGGAAAUAUCAAGCAAUGGAACAUGGAAGAUUCAUUUAUUAUUCCACUUAAAGGAGCACUCAUAAAAUACCUCAAUGCUGCAGCGGCUCUGCCACUCUUCAAACUUGGAAAGGCUACCCCUCGUGCAUACGAAGAGAAAUAUUGUGACAGUCUGACUGGUUCUGAUGAGUUAGAUAUUGGCCAGAAUGUAUUAAAUCUAGUCAAUUCGGCACGACGUAAGUUGCUUGAUCAGUCCAAUAACCUUGCAGCUGCACCUUUCAGUGGUGGGCCUACUAUAGAGAUCAGUACUAUUCCAUAUACCCAGAGCAGUGGAGCUUUCCCAGCUGUGCCAGAUGCCAAUAAGAAACAAAAUCAGUCUCCAGCACCAUUGCCUCCACCUUCUAAUUCUCCACGUGUAAACCAAGCAAGUCAACAAAAUUCAGCUAAUGGAGCUUCUGAAAAUUUGUGGAAGUAUAUCAUCAUAAUCGCAGGUGUCGCUGUCUUGGUCAUUGUUAUUUUGGUCGUGCUUUGCAUUUGGCGAAAACGAGCAGCAAAAGUAAUAAAGCCCUGGAAGACAGGAAUAAGUGGACAGUUGCAGAAAGCGUUUAUAACAGGGGUCCCCAAGUUGAAUCGGGCAGAACUGGAGACAGCCUGUGAAGAUUUCAGCAAUAUCAUUUAUAGUUUUGAUGAAUGCAUCAUAUACAAAGGAACACUAUCCAGUGGAGUUGAGAUUGCCGUUGAUUCUACUAUUGUUACUUCUGCCCAAGUUUGGUCAAAGAGCAUGGAGACGGCCUAUCGCAAAAAGAUUGCUACAUUGUCCCGUGUUAACCAUAAGAACUUUACCAAUCUUAUUGGGUACUGUGAUGAAGAACAACCAUUUACAAGGAUGAUGGUGUUUGAGUAUGCUCCUAAUGGAAGCUUGUUUGAGCAUUUGCAUGUUAAGGAAGUUGAACAUCUUGACUGGAGCGCAAGGAUGAGGGUCAUUAUGGGCACUGCUUACUGUCUUCAGUACAUGCACCAUGAUCUCAAUCCACCAGUAGCUCAUUCCAACCUCAACUCAGUUUCUAUAUUAUUAACUGAUGACUUUGCUGCUAAGAUAUCGGAGAUCUCUUUUGGCAAGAAUGUGUUAACACCAGCCAACACAAGUGGAGAUGAAUCACAUAAAUCUGAGUUGCCACCGCAGGCUGAACCUGAAACUGAUGUCUAUAACUUUGGAGUAUUGUUGCUUGAAAUCAUUUCUGGGAAACUAACUUACUCUGAAGAACAAGGCCUCCUUGUGAACUGGGCUGCUGAGCACUUGAAUAAUAAGCAAAGCAUCAGCAAUCUGAUCGACCCCAUGCUGGAAUCCUUCAAAGACGAAGAACUUGAUGUCAUCUGUGAUGUGAUCAAAGAUUGUCUUCAAUCUGAUACAAGGUUAAGACCAACAAUGAAGGACAUAACACCCAGAUUGAGGGAAGUGCUUCGCGUGUCACCUGAGCAAGCUGUUCCAAGACUUUCUCCACUCUGGUGGGCUGAACUCGAGAUUUUAUCAUUGGAGACCACUUAAGUUCUAUCUGACUUUCUUCUCUGUGUUGCAACUCAUGUCUCUCUCUAACCAUCACCAUACUGGCAGUUUCUGAUAAUGCUACAUGAUAUAUGCUACUCAAAUUCUUUAAUUCUAUUUGUUCUUUUGCAAGUCCAUAUAGCUAUUCUUGUCCCAGUGGAAGCGUGUUAUGUCAUUUUUCAAGUGGGGUGUUGUAAAUUGUACUUUUGUUGAUGAAGAUUGGGAUGUAAGAAAGUCUUGACAUAUUAUUGAUAUCUCAGUCCAAUGAACAUGCAACUUCUAUUCAAUUA